AUGGAGUUUGUGGUGGAUGAUUGUGAUUUUUCGUUCUUUUGCAAUCCCUACUUGCUAAAGCUGCACUUUCCUUAUCCUUGUAUCGACGAUGAACGAGCGAAAGCAGUGUACGAUGUAGACAAAGAUAACGGAACUGUGUACGUCCAUAUUCCCAAGGUGGAAAAGGGCCGUUUCUUCCCUGACUUAGAUUUGAUCUCGACAUUACUCCAAAAGCCUGCUCCCAUGCCUACCCUUCCCAGAGGGUUUUUACCAGACAAUUUCUGA
This is a messenger RNA of Blastocystis hominis, 264 nucleotides long. RefSeq lists its product as hypothetical. The record is from RefSeq and is a predicted model, not a curated record. NCBI's taxonomy places the organism in Eukaryota, Bigyra, Opalinata, Blastocystidae. Gene Ontology annotation, biological process: box H/ACA snoRNP assembly. The transcript has 2 exons. Gene Ontology annotation, cellular component: cytoplasm; nucleoplasm. Bases 1 to 264 code for a protein of 87 amino acids.